Molecule: messenger RNA, 911 nt
Organism: Nicotiana attenuata
Lineage: Eukaryota; Viridiplantae; Streptophyta; Magnoliopsida; Solanales; Solanaceae
Exons: 3
Coding region: 16-591 (191 amino acids)
Source: RefSeq, a predicted model, not a curated record
CACAUAUGGUUUUAAAUGUGCUGUAGGGAUCACCUGGAGAGCUAUACUAGUGACUACACCGUUCAGGUCCUUGUGGGAUACUGUGUAGUCUACAUUUUUAUGCAGACAUUUAUGAUCCCAGGAACAGUUUUCAUGUCACUGCUUGCUGGAUCUCUCUUUGGAAUCUUCAGAGGUGUAGCACUGGUCGUGUUCACCGCUACUGCGGGUGCAUCAUCUUGCUAUUUUCUAUCAAAACUGAUUGGGCGGCCUCUCGUGUUCUCACUGUGGCCUGAUAAGUUAACUUUCUUCAGAGACCAGGUGGCUAGAAGGCGAACACGGCUGCUAAAUUACAUGCUUUUCUUGAGAGUUACACCGACACUGCCAAACACAUUUAUCAAUGUUGCUUCACCAAUCCUGGAUGUGCCUUACCAUAUAUUCUUCUUUGCAACUGUCAUUGGGAUCAUUCCAGCUGCUUAUGUCACUGUCAGGGCUGGAAUAACUCUUGGCGAAUUGCAGUCAGUGGGUGAUCUCUAUGACAUGCAUUCUAUAGCUACUCUUUUCCUUAUCGGUCUUGUAACUGUUACGCCCACAUUGAUUGGCAACAAGAGCUAAUUAUAGAGCUCAGCUUCAGCAGAAAACAUUGUGAAGUGCCACGACUACCAUUAACAUUCCUCGGCAUGACUUCAUUAUCUGUACAGAUUAGCAUUAGACAAGUGCAUUGUGCUCGAGUCUUUGCCUCAAAAAGUUAUGCAGCUAUUGAAUUUGAUCCUGAAGCAUUUGUUUGAAAAAACAGCCCAAAAAAAAGGAUCUGAUGUCAUUUGAAGAUAUUCAUGUGUAAGCUUCCCGUCAUGAUUCUGUAAUAGUUUAUUUGCGAUGCUAUUCGAAAACGUUGCCUUAGAUCUUAUAUUCAUUUCUUUUAUCUGUUUCCUUUU